AUGAAGAACAUAAAUUAAUUUCAAAGUCUUGAUUGUUAAUUAGGUGAUUAAUAUGACCCCACAGCUAAAAUAGUGGUAUAAUCUAGACAAGAGAAGGAUGACUAUUUAUUACCAAAGAUUUGUAAAUAAAUUGAAUUUUACUUGGGGGAUGCUAACUUAUUGCAUGACAAUUAUUUUAGACGUUUACUCUAAGAAAAUUAAGGUUGGGUUCCUUUGGAGGCAUUCUUAGAAUGUAAUAAGAUAAAAGUUAUACUUCAAAAUUAUCCGAAAGGAUCAAAAUAGCAAGUUUUGAUUUUAAUAUACGCGUUGAAAAGAAGUGAAAUAUUAUAGGUAGAUGAGGAUCGAAAUAUGGUGAAACGUAAAAUUGCAUUUGUUGAUAACAGUCAGUUUAUGGAUGAGAGGACAAUAUACGUAGAGAAUAUUCCUAGUUUAGUAGAUUAAUAAAUGUUGCAUUAGAUUUUCAGUAGAGUAUUAUUGUCUUUUUUUAUAAAUAGAUAGAUAAAUAGAUUCUAUAAGUAAAGAAAUUCGAUGCCUAUGGAUUCAUUACCUUUUUUAACAUCGAGAGUGUAAACAAGGCCAUACAGGUUUGCAACAACUUAAUUCCUAAGGAGAUUAUGGAGAGGAAAAGUAAGGAGAGUCUAAUUUAGUAAUGAUCAAAGGUGGAUUACGAGUGAUGAGUAAGAUCGAUUGGCUAAAUUACAAAAAUUAGUGCAAGUAACUCAAAUAGAAAAAGAAUAAUGAACUAGUUGAAGAGCCUGUGAAAUUGAAAAUUAAGCAGAUUUAAACUCAAGAUUUAAGGAUUGAAGAAUUACGUAUAGCUGUAGGUCAUGCUGUUAAUCCUCGUUUAGUAAAACAUAUAAAUAUUGAAUCUGACACAUGCAUAAUAGAAUGUGUAAAUCAAUUAGCUGCAGAUUCAAUUAAAUUCAACAUAUGUCGUAUCCAAAAUUACGAUGAUCGAUUUUAUAAUUCCGUAUUGGAUAUUUCAUGA
Molecule: messenger RNA, 988 nt
Organism: Paramecium sonneborni
Lineage: Eukaryota; Ciliophora; Oligohymenophorea; Peniculida; Parameciidae
Source: the annotation of a GenBank genome assembly